This is a messenger RNA of Larimichthys crocea (large yellow croaker), 2211 nucleotides long. RefSeq names its product ER lumen protein-retaining receptor 2. The record is from RefSeq and is a predicted model, not a curated record. Gene Ontology annotation, biological process: protein retention in ER lumen. The coding region runs from base 223 to 861 and encodes 212 amino acids. Gene Ontology annotation, molecular function: ER lumen protein retrieval receptor activity. Lineage: Eukaryota; Metazoa; Chordata; Actinopteri; Sciaenidae. The transcript has 5 exons. Gene Ontology annotation, cellular component: membrane.
UUUGGUCCAAUCCAAACCUCUCUGUGUGUUUUCUCACGCCCCCUUCCACGUCGACCUGCACUCUCGCCAUAUUUUCAACCGUGUAGAGUCCCCGCAGCCCGGUUUUGAGCCACCAAGUUGAGGAGGAGAAGAAAGCGUUAAGUGUGUAAAAAAAGAAAGAAGAAGAAGUUGUAUUUGCUUUAGCUUCCUAGCUGUGUCUGCUCAUCUCCUCAUCCCGCAACGAUGAACAUCUUCAGACUGACAGGGGACCUCUCUCAUCUGGCUGCUAUCAUCAUCCUGCUGCUCAAAGUGUGGAAAAGCAGGUCAUGUGCAGGUAUCUCUGGAAAGAGCCAAAUCCUGUUUGCCAUAGUGUUCACCACACGCUACUUGGAUCUGCUCUCCUCGUUCAUCUCCCUCUAUAACACAUGCAUGAAGGUGAUCUACAUCGGAUGUGCGUAUGCCACAGUCUACCUGAUCUACGUGAAGUUCAGGGCCACCUACGAUGGCAACCACGACAGCUUCAGAGUGGAGUUCCUGGUUGUUCCUGUCGGAGGUCUCGCUGUUCUCAUCAACCAUGACUUCUCUUUCCUAGAGAUCCUGUGGACCUUCUCCAUCUACCUGGAGUCAGUGGCAAUCCUGCCUCAGCUCUUUAUGAUCAGCAAGACCGGCGAGGCGGAAACAAUCACCACCCACUACCUGUUCUGCCUGGGCAUGUAUCGGGCUCUCUAUCUCUUCAACUGGAUCUGGCGUUUCUACUUCGAAGGCUUCUUCGACAUGAUCGCCAUUGUGGCCGGUGUGGUACAGACUAUCCUGUACUGUGACUUCUUCUACCUUUAUGUCACCAAAGUGUUGAAAGGCAAGAAGCUGAGCCUGCCGGCGUAAAAACGCACAGGAGACAGCGACUCCCAGCAGACUCAGGGGGUGUGGAGAUGACAUCUUGUAAUCUCGUGACCUACAGCAAAAGAUCCCUGAGACAGAGAGCCAGCUAUUGGGGAAAAACACUAGUCUUCUUGAUGAUUACUGAUGGAACUGGUAAAUGCCAACAAACACCAGAGCUGAACAAAGAUCAUCCCUGGUUCAACCUUUGGAUUUCUGUGUUCAGCAUCUUGCCUUAAACUUCUUUUCAUUGCUGUUCAAAAUAGGAGAAAAGGCUUUUUUUUUUUUCUUUCCUCUUUUUUUUUUUACAUGUGAGGUGAAUACGCUUAUUUUUUAUUUUUUUAUAAUGUCACAAAUAGGGUCGACUCUGAGAAGUACCUUGUUUGGCUUGGUAAUGAAAUGCACAAAUGUACAGUCUUAUUAAAGAGUGAGAUAAAGAGUAAUGUAUCGAGUGCCUGAUGAGGAUUAUGUCCGGUGUCUCACAGUAUUUUUUUUUCUUUUUUUACUUUUGGAUUUUCUUUUGUCUCUAACUGUAUGCAUAUACUGUAAUACAUGUACUCUCUCUUGGAGAUAUUUAAGGAGGCCAACAACAACAAGUUUCACAUCAACACGUGCAUCCAUUUUGUAAAAACGUUGCUUUCUAGAACAUUUUAACAGGUAAUCUGAACAUUUUUGUAAGCAGAACUCGUAGGAGGAUUUGUAGUUUCAUCUUAAGUUUAAGACGUAAACCACAAAUAAAUUACUUUAAUGCCAGCAAUCUUUUUGUUAUAGAUGUCCGUAUUUUAAAAUGAUGUCUAUCUCAUUUGAAAUUAAACUUUUAAUGUGUUUCUUGAUUCUUUUUUUUUUAUCCUCAGCUUACUGUAUUGGAGAAAAUGCAUCGAUUGUUCUACAGCUUUAUUAUAGAUAUACAAUCUUAAAUCAAUGCUACAUCACGUUUUGGAUGUAGAUAGAGCACAAACUCUGUAGUACCCUAGUAGCAAACUCAUGAACACCUUCCAGCAGUGAUCAGCUAUCUCAAGGUUGAAAUGGAUAAAGUCAGAGUAAAGCAAUAAUCAAUGACUGAAUAAUGAUCACUCUUCUUUUUACGGAGACGGAGAAAUGUACAGAUAUUUGGCAUGAGAAACCUCCUGCAGCAGGUUGUGAUAUUUCAGUGAGCUGUUUGUUUGGAGCAUGAACAAGCCAACAGAUCUGACAUUGUAUUGCUCAGUAAUAGAGGUGAUCAUGAUGCUCAGUGCUCUUUUAAACUUAAAGCCCUAUUAACUUUUUUUAAUUCCUAAAUGAUUAUUUCAACUCUUUGUCAUUUUUUUUUGUUUGUUUUGCAUGAUAUCACCUCCAUUAAAGAUUUUCUGAGAAUCA